CCCUUGCAACUUGGAAUUCUCCUCCCCUUUUCGAAGAAAUCUUACCUCCAGUAUCCCUGCAGAAUCCCGAGAAAAAAUACCAAAAGCUUAUUGCCACUCUUCCUAAAGAAAAUAGCUCGACACCCUUCCAGCCUGUUUACUGAUACCAAGGAUUUUUGUUCUUCCCUGUCUUCUUAGAAGGAGUCAUGUAUAUUCAAGAUCACUUCCAGGCUCAAUCUACCGAUAUUCCCCUCUGCAGCUCAGUGAAAACCGGCAUUGCUUGGCUCAAGGCCUUGAGUUUCUCUAUUGCAACCAGAACCCAAUUCAACAAUUCUAUCAGCCCUCUCCAAACCAAAAUUGCGCACCAGUGCAUUCCUUUCGUGGACCAUGGAGAAGAUCCGAAGGACAACUUUGUUUCUCUAUCGCACUUCGUGCGAAAGGCUGCACGAAAUAAUAUCAAAGAGCUCAAGGAGGGAGACCUCGUAUCAGUGGAAGAGGCCGUUGAAUUGUAUUGCAAAGGAAUCUCUUUCUACGGACCAAUAGGGAACAUGUCUUGGGGUACCGGAACGCGAGCUUGGAACAUCCUGACGAGAUAUUGUUCCUUAAAUAUGAAGACAUGAUGAAGGAGAGUGAAUCAUACGCAAAGA
This is a messenger RNA of Theobroma umbraticum, 626 nucleotides long. NCBI's taxonomy places the organism in Eukaryota, Viridiplantae, Streptophyta, Magnoliopsida, Malvales, Malvaceae. The record is from RefSeq and is a predicted model, not a curated record.